AUGAGCUAUGCUGAACCGCUGCCGAGAACCAAAGUAGCAGCCAAACGGUGUCUACGAACACAGCCCCAGCAGCUUGACUUUAUGAAGUUGUGGAUCAACUCAAUUCGGCUCGAUCUUGAGGACAGGCUCCCCAAAGAUCUGGAUCUAUUCACUGCAUUGGACGCUGUCUGGCAACUCCGUUCUUUCUACGUCAAACAGCUUUCGCAUAUGAAGUUGUCCAAUUUGGCCAAUGACUCCUUUUUGCGUGGCUUGUAUUCGUUGUUCAUCAAGUAUCUUCUGCAGCAGCACUUGUUGGAUCAGCUCGAACAACAUGUGAGGGAUUCGCUUUUCGAGGGCCUCUCGCUACAAAUGAAGACCCUCUCGUCCAUUGGAAUGGAUGCCACUUUACGUCAGAUUGUCGUCAAGGUUACGGUUGAGAAGAUUUGUAGCCACUUGACUGAGGUGUGUCUCGGUCAAUGGAACACACCAGUUCUUCAUGACCUUGAAAAGUGGCUACGGCUCGAGCUCUACCCUUCCUUCUCCCUUGGAUGUGGAUCCAAAUAUGCAUGUGCUUCGAGUAGCGAUCUUGUCCAGAUCGCUCGAGACGAGCUUGUGCUGCUCCGAAUCAAGGAGAUAUUCGAUAUGGUGACGCAAUUCCCAGAAAGUAUAGUGGCACUCCAGGAACUUCGUGAAUGCUUAGCCUUGGACAUAGACCGCUUUCAGUCUUUGGCCCACCAUCGUGCAAAGAUCGUGGAUGUUUUUAUUGAUGAUUGUGGUCAGAGACUACUUCACCUGGGAACGAAUACGACCGAUGUGAUCAUCGUGUACACUAAAACAAUUAAAGCCUUCCUUAUGAUCGAUCCAACGGGUGUCUUGCUUGACAAGGUGGUCCGUCCAAUUAGGCAAUAUUUGAGCACUCGUUCAGAUUUGGUGCAACAGGUUGUCAACGGCAUGCUUGACCUCAAUCCAGAUACGAACCCAUUGGUUGAGUUGGCACAGGAGCUUCAAAUCAAUGAACCACCAUCAGCUGCACCCAUCGACGACUUGACAGAUCUCAAAUGGAACCCUGAUCCUAUCGACGCAUUGCCCGAUUUCCGUAGAGGUAAGAUCUCCGAUGUCUUGGAAGCAUUGGUGUCGAUCUAUGAUCUGACUUCGGUUUUCACAGAGGAACUCACUGGCAUAUUCGGCAACAGGCUUCUCCAAUGGGACAAGUACAGUCUCGAGGAUAUUGAUGACAUCACUAGACUUCUCAAGGCCAGGUUUGGCUCCAACGAGUUUUCUUCGUUGGAUGUGAUGAUCAAGGAUGUUCAUGAUAGCAAUAAUCUCAACUCUCAGCUCGGGGGCGCUGGAAUGGAGCUUACAAUUCUUUCCAAGAUGUAUUGGCCAUCGAUCGAGCAGAAGAUGGAGAACGAGCAAAAGUUCAAUGUACCCAUUGAAGAUAGAUUCAAGCAGUUCACCGAGGGUUUCGUUAAUGCUAAGCCAGGAAGAGAUCUCGAACUUCUUCCCUCUAUGGGAACGGUGUCCUUGGACCUCGAAUUCGAUGGUGUCUUGAAAAGCUUCAUGGUCACCCCUGCUCAGGCAACAGUCAUUGAAGUAUUCGACGAGGAGCAAGAUGGUCUUUCUCUCCCAACAGUCAUAUUGACAACGGGUCUUUCGGAAUAUGUUGCAUCGCAGGCACUCAAAUUCUGGGUGGAUGCAUCAAUUCUCAGCGACAAAAACGGGGUUUACAAGGUAAUAGAAUAG
Molecule: messenger RNA, 1722 nt
Organism: Candidozyma duobushaemuli
Lineage: Eukaryota; Fungi; Ascomycota; Pichiomycetes; Serinales; Metschnikowiaceae
Product: anaphase promoting complex subunit 2
Exons: 1
Coding region: 1-1722 (573 amino acids)
Biological process (GO): ubiquitin-dependent protein catabolic process
Cellular component (GO): anaphase-promoting complex
Molecular function (GO): ubiquitin protein ligase binding
Source: RefSeq, a predicted model, not a curated record